AUGAAUGCUCCUACCACUGUAACCGCCAUCACCACCACCACUCCGUCUAGGGAUGAGCCUGACUAUGACAGCAGCUCCUCCUCCAUCACGGUGCCGGAAUCCACCCGGAGCUGGAUGACCAACCUCAGCUUCGGCAGCCGCCGCCGCCGUAGCUCGGUCUCUGUCUGCUCCUCCACCGUGGAGAGUCCUCACGCCAGGCCCCACAAGGCCAACCAGGCUGCAUGGGAGGUCAUGCGGCGGCUCCGGCGGGACAAGGGGCAGGUGGGGCUGGAGCACUUUCGGCUGCUGCGGCGGCUGGGAAGCGGCGACAUCGGGAACGUGUACCUUUGCCAGAUAAGGAACCCCGUGGUGGGGUUGCCGCAGUGCUUUUACGCGAUGAAGGUGGUGGACAGAGAGGCACUUGCGAUAAGGAAGAAGCUGCAGCGAGCGGAGAUGGAGAAGGAGAUUCUGGCCAUGCUUGAUCAUCCCUUCUUACCUACCUUGUACACUGAGUUUGAUGCUUCUCAUUACUCUUGCUUGGUCAUGGAGUUCUGCCCCGGUGGUGACUUGUAUGCUGCACGCCAACGCCAGCCCGGGAAGCGCUUUUCCAUAACAUCCACUAAGUUUUAUGCGGCUGAGACGCUAUUGGCAUUAGAGUAUCUUCACAUGAUGGGCAUAGUGUACAGGGAUUUGAAGCCAGAGAAUGUGCUUGUGAGGGAGGAUGGACACAUUAUGCUUUCAGACUUUGAUCUUUCGCUCAAAUGUGACGUUGUUCCCAAGCUGUUAAGAAGUAAGACGAGAGUAGAACGCAGUAUCAAGAGUACAAAGAGAUCUGUACCAGCCUGCACUGCCCCCAUGCAGCCUGUGCUGUCAUGUUUCUUGGCAUCAAGCAAGAAAAAGAAAGCGACUGUGACAACAGUUAUAAGGGAAAAUGUUGAGGUGGAAGAGCUUGAUCCGGAGCUGGUGGCUGAGCCUAUUGAUGCCAAGUCCAAGUCAUUUGUCGGGACACAUGAGUACUUGGCCCCAGAAGUGAUCUUGGGGCAAGGACAUGGGAGUGCAGUGGACUGGUGGACGUUUGGGGUGUUCUUGUAUGAGAUGUUAUACGGGAGAACACCCUUCAAAGGUGAAAAUAAUGAAAAAACUCUCGUCAACAUUUUGAAGCAGCCCUUGGCUUUCCCUAGAAUUGCAGUUAGCAGCAGCAAGGAUUAUGAAGAGAUGGUGAAAGUUCAAGACCUUAUAAGCAAGCUUUUGGUGAAGAAUCCAAAUAAGAGAAUUGGAAACUGCAUGGGUUCUGUAGAGAUCAAAAGGCAUGAGUUCUUCAAGGGUGUAAAUUGGGCCUUAAUUAGAUCAGUUAGGCCCCCUGAGGUCCCUAGUGAUGUGAACAAAAUUAGGAGUAGGGUUUUACUACCAAAACUAAGCAAAACAGACAGGGAUCAGCCAUAUCAGCCUAGAACUCAACACUUCGAAUACUUCUAA
Sphenostylis stenocarpa is the source of this 1455-nucleotide messenger RNA. The record is from the annotation of a GenBank genome assembly. NCBI's taxonomy places the organism in Eukaryota, Viridiplantae, Streptophyta, Magnoliopsida, Fabales, Fabaceae.